CGAUCACACUGUCCUUUUCAAACAAUCUCAACUACGGCGACUCGCUCAAGAACCUACAGCUCGCGCCGAUCCGCCCUGCCCCCAACCCCCCUCGCCGUCGCCGUGCCUCCCUAUCUCGUCGCGGCGUCGACCUCGCGGGCCUUAUCUCUGCUAUCUAUCUGCCCGCCUGCGUCGACUCGGCCAGCGGCAAAUCAUCGCCCGCUACCUGCUUGCUAGCUGACGGCGACGACGACCCCCGUUGGACGCCGCCGAGACGCGCCGCGCCACUUGCUUGUGGGUCUCCUGGCUGCCCGGUGCGGGCUAUUCUGCGCCGCCUGCUCGCUGGUGCACGUGAGCAUUCCACUAGCGGCAACGACGACCUUGUGACCACCACCACCACCACUGGCUGGCCACCCCACUUGCCCAUUGUUCCACAUCUCACUCCUUCUCGUCUCCUCACUCUCGACGACAUCCCGAACCGGGUGCACGGGGUGCACAAGCACGCACGCAGCAACACGACUCGACACCGACAACUAACACUCGCUCAUCAACCACAACCACCACCGAGCCUUUGUCAUCCAGCCUCCCCCGCCCCUCCCCGCCGCCAUGUCCGAACUAGGCCCCUCCCCCACCUUUGCCCACGGGCACGCGCACGGCCCCGGCGCCGCGCCGCGCCCCCAGAUGCCGCCAGACGGCCGCGCAUACUUUGACCCCCAGCACGUUCUCCCCGGCACCUCGUUGAGUCCGACCAAAGCCGAGCACCACCCGCCAGGCAGCGCGGCGGUCCCGCCAUCGCGUAAGCGCGCACGCGAGUCCAUGUCGACCGACGACAAGCCAAAAAUCAAGGCUGGGUCACCAACCCCACCCAAGGACUCGAAGGACGGGCUGCCCUCCAUCCUCGUGCGCGAGAAGAAGCAAAAGGCGUGCGCAAACUGUCGACGCGCAAAACUCAAGUGUAUCGUCGAGGACGGCGAGACCGACUGUGUGCGAUGCCGAGCGCGCAAGGAGCGCUGCGUCUUCUACCCUCGCGGUCACGACGAGGACUGGCAGCAGACUCUGACCGGCGACGUUUACGCUGCCAUCCGGCACCUCACCCAGCUGAGCACGACAGUGCACCACAUCCUCGACCACCUCGUGCUUCACGGCAUCGUGCCGCCCAUUGACAAGCCGCUCGAGCGCUUCGACGCACCCGAGCGCGAGAUGGCGCUGCUGCAAGGCUGGGGCGCCGAGCGUAACCGCGAGCUCGUGGGCCCCGAGGGCCGCAAGCGCGCGCGCAAGGGCAAGAAGGAGGAGGAGAUGGACGACGACGACGAUGGCGCUGAGUCUCUCCCCCAGCCGUUCGACUAUGGCGCCGGCGUCGACCUCCAGCGCCGCACGAGCAACGGCAUGCCCCCGACCGUUAUGCGCCCCUCAGAUAUGCAGAUGCCGAUGAACAACGGGUACGACAGGGUGAGCACGUCGCCCGAGACGACGAUGAGGCCCCUCGUCGGGCCACAGACGGCGCCGCAGGGAUUCCGGAAUCCGAGCGCCAACCCAGUCAUGGUCAACACCGAGGUCGACAUGACGAGCUUCAACAACUACACCCUCACGCCGAACGGGCGAAACGCGCAGGGAGGACCGGCGACGGGCGAGACGGGUGCGGCGACGACAACAGGGACGGGAGUGACUCCGGAAACAGCAGGCAUCUCGUCCAUCUCGCCAGUCGACCACGGCUCGUUCCCCGGCAUGGUGAUGGAGUCUAGUGCCAGCACGGGCAACAACCAGCAGCAGUCGACGGCUCUUGUCUCCCCUGGCGCUGGCGCAUACAACCCCGGACAGGGCAUUUUCGGACUACUCAACGGCGCCAAGGCCAAUGGUGGUCCGCAGCCACCGUCGCCGCCGGUCCCCUCUUUCCAGACGGACAGCCUCGGCUCGGCGGACCCUCGCCCAAACAUUGUCAAGCGCGGCUUGAUCGCCAACGGCGACGCGCUGUCCCUUGUCAACUAGCUUCCACUCGCGCCUGUCCCCAUGGCUCUUUGGCUACAGGCUGCAGUUCACCAAGUUUCCGUACAUUCCGCAAGGCCCGAGCGUCAUUACCCCGUUCAUCCUUUCAGUCAUGUGCCUCGUCGCGGCCGAGCGCGUGCCCAACAUGCACGAGCACCGCCCAACACUUGCCCGCGAGGUCACGCAGCUGCUCGUCAACUCGCCCGCCGACAGCUUCAUCUCCACACUGGACCAGCCCUUCGGCGGCGGAUCAGGCAACAAGGAUGACGACGGCGAGGAGGAGCUCGACCCCGAGCUCGGUAUCGGCCCAGAGGAGAUUGUCGGUGCCUGCAUCCUCGCGACGUUCAUGACCGAGCGUGAGCAGGCCGCCACAAUUGCUAGCAGUGCCUUCAAGUGGGCACGAGGCUGGAUCAAGUGGACGUCCCUGACCGUGCCUCUGCCCCCGACCCUCGGCGAGGUGUGUGGUUUGCUGCCUGUCAAGCGAGACGCUACGCGCGAGGACAUGGCGCGGGUGUGGCUCCUGUGUUAUAUUGUGGACGGAACCGAAGCUCUCCAGAGGGACAACCCGGCCGCGCCUCGCCGCGACCCCAUGGCCUACUGCCAUGUUCUUGUCCCCGACUCGCCACUGCCAGGCGACUCGUACUCGCCCCACGACAUCCUGCUCACCUUCCACGCGCGCCUGAUCACGCUCCUGCGUGACUGGUACCACCGGCGGUCGCAGAGCGAGGCGGCGAUUGCUGGAGCUGGCGCUGGCGCACAGGCCGCGGCCCAUGCGAGGCUUGCGUCGUCGAUCAACGCCAGCCUCGAGUGGUGGCGCGCCGACUUGGAGUCGCACUCGCUCGCCGCCGAGUGGAUGCGCCACGUUGAUCUCUUCUGGGAGUUUGCGCGCAUGCUGGUCAACGCGACGAGCGCAAAGAGCCUCUCGGCCAACCCGCGUCUGCGCGCCGCGAGCUGGGCUCAUGGUGUUGAGGCUGCCGUCGGUUUAUUGGAGAAGUGCUCGUCCUGGCCAAGCAGGGACGAGCUGGCGAACCUGCCGCCGUGUUAUCUUUCUAUGAUCACCCUCGCGGGCUCGGUGCUGGUCGACGCGAUCAAGGACCAGGGUGUGGCCGAGUGCCCGUUCCAGGCGGACGACGCCGUGCCGCUCCUCAAGGACGUGGCCGACAUGCUUGGCUCGGGCGGGCUGCCGCACCAGCACGUGAGCCGCACUGCGGGGGCCACGCUGCGCGGGUAUGCCGAGCAGCUGUCGCGAUUUGUGUAGCGUGCAGGACAGGAUUCACAAGUCAGUCUGUACAACGUCUGUUGUGUUAGUAGCGACUUUGGUCGACUUUUGGUAGCCAUAAUGCUAGUUUAUUCACGGG
This is a messenger RNA of Vanrija pseudolonga, 3320 nucleotides long. RefSeq lists its product as uncharacterized. Bases 586 to 1965 code for a protein of 459 amino acids. The record is from RefSeq and is a predicted model, not a curated record. Gene Ontology annotation, cellular component: nucleus. Gene Ontology annotation, molecular function: transcription cis-regulatory region binding; DNA-binding transcription factor activity, RNA polymerase II-specific; zinc ion binding. Gene Ontology annotation, biological process: regulation of DNA-templated transcription. Lineage: Eukaryota; Fungi; Basidiomycota; Tremellomycetes; Trichosporonales; Trichosporonaceae. The transcript has 4 exons.